AGGAGCCCCCAGAGAGAGAGUGAGUGAGAGUCCCUGUCCCUGUGGGAGUGUAGCAGCGCUGCAUCCAUCCAUCCAUUCCACCUCGCCUCGCCACCUUUGCGGGGCUGUCGUGACGGAGGAGAAUGGAAACUGGGCUUACAUUCUCCUCUCGUCUCCUCUCCUCCUCGAUGCAGUUUUGUUUCCCAGCAGCUCCUUUAAUUAGAUCGCAGCAAAAAGUUCGAUGGUAGGGAGGGGCGUGAUUAUGAACAAGCCGGGAGGGGAGGCAGGGAGGGGAGGGGCUGGCUGGCUAGCUGUAAUGCUUGUCAUUCCGGAUAAUCGCCGAUCCCAGUUGUUUAUUUGUUGCAGAUGGUGAAAUCUAGGGUAAGGGGAGAUUGGUGAGCUUGAUUGACUUGGUGUUGCCAACCGCAUUGGGCCAGCGGUUGUCCUGUUUUAGUAGGUUGUACAAUCUAGGAAGUAGUGGGAUUGGGUCUACGGAAUGGCGAGGCAGAUCUAGGGAGUGGAGGUUUUUGUCUCAGGCUGUCCGUUGCAGCAGAGCAGGGGCAGCGAGCGCCAUCGCCAUCGCCGGGUGGGUGCGAAAGCCCCAAGGACACAGGUGAUGUAGAUACAGGACAUGGCUCCGUCCGAGGGUUCUUCCUACACUAGUACCUCCCCUUCUUGUUUUCACUGGGAUCAGAACAGAUAAAAGAGCAUCUGUAGGAACUCAUCAUUGAUUGAUAGAGUAGCUGUUCAAGUAGAGGUCUCCGUGACUCCUUUUGAGCCUGCACUAGGUGGCCUGUUCUUCUCAUGGUAUAGGAUUCUGCAAGAAGUGCGACCAGGAUAGCGUGCAUUGAGGUUUGCACUUGGUAUCAGCAAUUUGGUUGCUGAUAAAUAUCGGAUAAGUCUGAGGGCUUCGCAUUGGAACAUCGAGGACAUAGGCUUUUGCCUAGUCAUUGUGGAAAACCAUGGUUGGAGAUGCGAAACAAGAAGGGGAACUCCCUGUAUUACAAUUACACAAUUGGGCCAAUUCUCCACUGGUCAUUUCUCUCUUUAAAUCUGCUGCUCUUGCUCCCUCUCGCAACAAAAUUUGUCUCCUUUCUCGUCAUCAUGAAGCCCUUCUCAUUCCUCUUGGGUUCUCGCACAGUAGCUCCUUGGUUAAUUGCUCCGCCUCUUUUUCCAACGACUUGCCGGAUACUGCCCCUGUUUCCGGAUCGAUUGCUUCAUGCUCAUCAACUUUUACACCCGGAAAGGACCCUCAUCAGGAAGUAUUGGUGGAGGAAGUAGGGUCAGAUAAUCUGGAAUCAGCUGUGUCCUCCCUCGAGUCAUCUGCUACUGUACAUAUCAAUUCUGAAUUUCCUAGAACCCUAGCAUAUUCGAUUGCCGGACGAGGAUUUGCCCUUGUACAAGAAAUUCUUGUUUCGGAGAAGCUGGACAUUCAAAAUUCCACUUCUCAGUCUACUCCUCUUUCCUCGAGUACAUCAAGCCCUUCAUCAACUUUCCUUGAUCCUCAUCAACUUUCACGUCCCCCAUCUUCCAAAUAUGAAGCGACGCCUGACCUUCAAUUUUCUUCGUCGUUUCCUGUCCUCUCAGACGUUGAGUGCUUCUCAUGGGCAUGUUGUGGAGACGAAUAUGAAGCCAAUCAAACUUCUGGUCCAUUUUCGGAGCUUCUUUUAACAGGUGGGAAGGAGGGAUUAAUCAUUCAUGCAUUUUGCAGUGAAGUUGGAGUUCAAUACAGACAUGAAAAUAGCGGAAAGCAUGAUAUGGAAGAAUGCGCUCAGCUCCAUCCACUCAGCGAGCAAUCCAGCGGUGGCAGAGGGGAAGAUAGAAUCCACGGAUCAUGGCGCAAUUGGGGUUUGGGGGAAUUUCAAAGACGCCAAGAGUGUUGGCGGCGACUUGAGGAGCAGUCUAAUUCGAACCAGGAUAAGAGUGAUCAAGCCAACCAAAAUUACGAGCAAGUAUGCGAUCACUCAUGUGUUCACAAUGCCAAUGAUUUUGAAGGAGUGUGGCCGCCACAGUCGUUGGAGGGUCUCGUGAGGGAUUUUUGCUCUCCAGAUUAUAGGAAAGGCGGAAAUUUGCGUAGAGGUCUUAAGUCUUUCGUUAUCGAUGCGAAGCUCGAGGGUAACGAACAUGUGUCCUCUCUUGUGUAUGACAAACAUCAGUCUUGGCCCCUGUCUGCAGAGAUAGUCACCUUCCGACUUGCACAGGGGUCUUCUGCUCUAUCUCACCUGGUUUCUCUAGCUCGAAAGACCAGUGUGGAAAGCCAAAAUCACAGAAAUGCUUCGUUGGACCAGAAAGUGGAUAAUUCGGUUCCAAGACAUGCUGCAUCUGCGUGGACCAGAUUAAAGGAUGGGUAUUUUUCUACUCCCAGAAGGCAAGAAGGUUCACAUGAAGUGGUCGGAAUAAUUUCAAGUCCCUCUCAAAACUUAGUUGCUGUCAUAUUUUCUGCUUUUUCUUCAUCUGUUCUUAAAGAAGAAGUCACUGAGUCAAGAGCGUCAGAAACCGUGGAAAGAGACCACAGUACUGCGAGUUGCGAAGGAGUUUCAGACGAUAAGAGGUGGAAGAGGUCGUGGAAGGGCUCCUUUGACCUUUGUGUCAUUACUGCAACGGUGAACAGCCGGGGUUUGAAAUGGAUAUCCGGAAUCGAUUUUGAACAUGCAGGAAAGGAGGCGAGGGUUCCAAUUGAGCAGUGGGCAGAUUUCAAGCUCUCGAUUGACAAGUUCCUCGGCUUGACAGAGAGCGGGUGUGUGUACAUUUGGACAGCAAUCACGGGCAAUUUUCUUGCAUGUAUCGAUGCUUUCCAAUUCUGUCAAGUCACCCUUGACACCACGAGGCGUAUCAACAAACGUACUAAAGAAAGAAAAGCUGACAGCACAGUGGCAAGUGCCAGUUGGUUUGAACCCGAAGGAAAACAUAAAUUUGUUCAACUUGUGGUUACGCCAGAUUGCUCGCUUCUAACUACAACCGAUGAACAGGGUGUCAUGUUUCUUGUAUCUGUUGAUGACUAUUUUUUGGCCCACCCACAACCAUUUAAUACAGACCUCAUUCCUUCCGAAAGGUACUGCUACAGAAAGCAUAAAACUCUGUCAAGCUGGGAAGUCGCUGGCUCGUCAAUCAAUCGUGCCGCACCAGUCGAAGGGCAUUCUAAGCACCAGCUGAAGAUGAGUGUAUCGUCAUCUGAUCCAAAGCAGGGUGUAACGCACGAAAAUUCAGCAGUGGUUGAUUCAUUCCGGGAAGAUUCAACCGUUCCCUGGCCUACUGCAGGCUUGAAUGGAUUCAACUCAAGGCUGAAACAAAACAAUCAAGAGCAGAGAUAUGUCGGUACAGUUGACAGUUCUUCCAAACCACUGCGCCAAGUUUUUCUUCCGCUGAAUCAGAAUGAAACUUUCGUAGAAAUGGCAUUGAACUCGUACAGUAUCACAAGGCUAGCCACCAAUAUUAAGGAUAGGAGCAAAUUUACAGUUGUACAAAGCCAGCUCCGGAUAUCGGGAGGUUCAUUUGAUGAGAUGAUGCUGAGCAGGCAGGAACUUUCUGCAGUCGAAGGGAGACUGAUCAAACAGCACAGGUAUGAGGGGGAAGUCUUAUCUUUUACUUCUCAAGGUUGUCUUUACUUGGUUACCGCAACCGCCCUACAUGUAGUUCUCCCUCCACUGGCUUUUUCUUCAUCCCAAUCUGGCCUGGCUUUCCCUCGUGACAUCCCAUGGUGGCCAAGUGAUUUGGAAAUUGGGAUGUUCUCGAAUAAGGAGAUUGGUGUGUUACCCCUCCUAUCUCGUUCCCACGUUCAACAAUGGCAAUCAGAAGUACAGGACCGAUCACUUAUUUUUGAUGGAGUGGAGGCGACCGAACGUUUGUGUGGUGAAAAUGGAUGGAAUCUGCAGCGCCUGCGAUUAAGGAGGUUACAGCUUGCAUUAGAUUAUGUACAGAUUGAUAAAAUAGAGCAGGCGUUGGAAGGUUUGGUAGACGUGGGUGCAGCCGAGGCAGGUAUGCCUCGAGUCUUGUUUGCAGCUGUUGAGCUCAUACUUGCUCCCUAUGGGACCGACAACGAGCUUGUGUUGGCAUCGCGGCUGCUAUCGAUUGCUGCUCAAUUUUCAACCAGGCUGGUUAGGCGGUACGCCGUGGCUGGUGCACGGCUACGAAGCAGGAGCACUCCUCGAAACUCCACCUUCUCUUCGUCUUUCAAGUCUCUACAGAGACAAAGUGCAUCCAAGUUUCCAAAUGGUGUUGCUGAAUUGUCUCGGUUUAUCGUCGUCAUUCGGACUCUGCAAGAACACUUGCAGGCCAAGCGCAAAGGUCGAAGUCGCAGUUUUAAGAUGUCUAGGGAAACAUCAUUUGCUUCAGGUAGUGCUUCUUUCAAAAACAGACCUAUUGUGGAAUUCCCAAGUGAACCAGGAAGUGGCGACUGGAAUGACUCUGGAAAUCAGAUUGAGCACGCAAAAUCAUUGCCAAGUACCGCAGAUGGUCCAUAUCUUCCAAUGCCGCAGGGAGUACUUACAACUACUAGUAGCUCUUUGGGAUCGAAGACAAGAUGGAACGAAGGAUCUCUUGAGGAAGCUAAAGGUAGAAGACCCUCUGUAGAGAGUGCAGAUGAGAUGUUCGCCAGAUGGGAGAACACGUCAGUGGAUGCUGAAAGCGUGGUGAGGGAUGCAUUGAUAGCAGGACGUAUACCUCUAGCUGUUGUGCAACUUCACCGCAUGCGGUCCAGGGCAUCUUUGAACAGUUCUCCAGGGUGCCAACCAGAAAUUGUUGAUGUUUUCAAGGAUGUUCAGGAAAUCAGCAGAGGAAUUGUUUAUGAGCUCCUGUGUAAGGGUAAAAUGGCGUUGGCAAUGGCUGCGCUUCGAAGAUUGGGAGAGGAUAUAGAGACAGCACUAUAUCAGCUUGCAUUUGGAACUGUUAGGCGUAGUUUGCGUAAGCAAACAAAAAAGGAACUGCUUAGACAUGUCCGGCUUGGUACCCUUGAUUCUCGAUUGCUCGGAAUCACAACUUAUCUGGAGGGGCUAUAUCCUCACAGCAGCUUUUGGACCUCAUAUUCGGCACGUCAAGGUCAAGUAGCAACCAAAGAACCAAUCAUUGAGCCUGUUCCAUCGGACGACGAAAAACAGAGUCUGCGACUGAUCUGCAAAAGCAAUGCGGGUGGAGUCUUCAGUCUCGAAUGUGGGGAUGGAGAUGGUGUAGUCUUGGGAUCCUGGAAUACAACUAAGAAUUUGGAAGCUUUGGAAAAUACUGGUUUGGGGCAACACAUUACACCACCUGGUUAUUUUGUUGUUGCAGCUGUUUGGUUGCAUGCAUGGGACCAGCCAACUGUGAAUCGGGUUAUCCUGGAUAGAUUGCAUGUUUCGAAUGAUCAUAUCCCAUGGGUUUCAUUACUAGAAUACCACGUGGCUCAUCAUAACUGGCCCUCCGUUUCUACUCUACUUGACAAUAUUCCCGAUACAUUUCUUAAUAGUGGGGUACUCCAUGUUUUGUCUGAUGAUAAUAUAAGUUCUUUACGCACACAGUCUAAGUAUCGUAUGGAAAGAGCUUCACAUCAAGAUUUCAUAAUACCGAAAGUGAAUUAUUUGAAAAUCGAUACAUUACCACUUAGUAGUGCAUGGAUGCUUCGGUUGAUGGAGGAAAAGUUAGCGAGGAAUUUUAUCUUCUUACGCCUCUAUUGGGAGCGGAUUGCGUUACUCUCUCUGUUAGCAGCAUCAGGGGUUCUUUUCAUGCCAAGUUUCGACAGAAGCAGGAACACAAAAUCCAAAGAAUUGGUACUUGCUACAAGUAUGGCAAGCAAAUCAUUUACGCCAUUCAAGUUUCAUAGAGAAGCAGUGCAAGGUGUGCAUGAACUUGUAAUUCGGCAUUGCGUGAGGCUUUCGCUUCCUCAUUUACUGGAGCGAUUUCUUACUCACCACUUGCUAGGCUUCAGCAAGACUUCUUUGACCCUUCUUGAGUCAUAUGUGGGAAAUUGUGAAUGGACAAGGUGGGAGCUACUAUCACGGUUAAGGGGUCACGAAUUCGAUGCCUCAUUGUCUAACUUCAGGAGCAUCUCAACAUCCAAUUUAAGUCCUGGCUGUAAGUAUGUGUCUGUGGAUGAUAUUGCUGCUGCUGGACAGGGACUCAUUGCUCUUGCAACGUUAAUGUUUGCUCCAGUGCCGCUCCAGAAGUGUCUGUUUGUUGACCAAAAAAUGAACAGUCAGGAGGGUCAAACAUGGCAAUGUACAUUAGAGAAUCUUCGAGAAAUACUGCAGGAGUACCCUACUUUUUGGCAGACUCUGGAAGCAGCUUCGUAUGGUCAAGAUGCGUGGGGAUUUUAUUCAGUACGGUCUGCAAAUACUGAGGAAACGACACCAGACAUCUCAAGUUAUCUACUGUGGCGAGAAACUAUUUCCUCAUCUGUUGCUGGAGAUGCUCAUCUUCUUCACAUCCUCCCUCGUUGGGUGCCCAAGAGCAUUCAGAGGCUUCUUCAGGUGGUUUUCAAGGGUCCAGGUGGAGGUUCUCAAGGGUCAUUAAACCAGGGAGGUAACUUUCCAGUCGGAAAUCUUAGAAGUAGUGAUCAGGAAUUUGGUGCGGAUUUUAAUGAGGGGGUUCUUCAAUGGGAGGCUCGAGUGCAAACAGUAAUAAAACAAGAACUUUAUGCUCCCGCCACCGAGGAGAUAGAACCUGGAGUGGAGCAUUAUCUGCGACGUGGCCGUGCGUUAGCUGCCUUCAACACAUUGCUUGGGCCACGCGCUCUUUUUCUAGAACCUGAGACUGAGGGGACUGGGAAAUCCUUACAACCACCUGAAUAUUCAAAGCUUUUGGAUAGCUUGUCAGAGAAGGAUGAGUCCCUUAUUGCUUCGGUCUACGAGUUUGCGAUUUCAAACUUUGAAAACUCAAUCACAGUCGCUGCAUGCUCUCUCUUUCUUGAGCUCUGUGGAGUUUCUGCUCAAAUGCUUCGAGUGGACAUUGCAGUUCUGCAACGUAUAGCAAAGUACUUAAGGGUGAAAGAGCAACGUGAUUGGGCAUCUUCUACCGGUACAAAUCAACCUCAAGUAAAGUUACCUUCAACUGUUUCACUUGUAAGGGCGCUCACCGAAGAAUAUGCGACGCACUCUAUCAAGUACCCUGUUGGUGACCUUUCGAAAUCGAAAUCGAAAUCCCAUACAGGUCUUAUUACAACUUUGCAAAUGUUGGAAAAGGCCACUUUAAGUGACUAUAUCCCAAAAACUAUAGAUGGGACUCCGGGUUCUUGGCUUUCGAAUGCUGCAGGCAACGGUGAUGAACUCAGAGAACUUCAACGAUCUUUAAGUGAGCAGUGGAGCCUUGUCACAGCCUUUUGCCGUGGACAUGGAUUACCUCUGAGCACUACAUACCUUGUGGUACUUGCCCGUGACAAUGACUGGGUAGGAUUUUUGGCUGAAGCUCAAGCGAUUGGUUGCCCGCUGGAAGUACUUAUUAACCUGGCAUCUAACGAAUUUACAGACCCGCGGCUUAGGUGUCACAUAUUGAUCGUGUUGGAGAGUCUUCGUACUCCAUUGCAAACACAGACACUACCAGACUGUGAAGAAGCUUCAGCGUGUGGAUUCAAAACUACAAUUCCAGAGGAUCUUUUUGGUCUACUGGCAGAGUGCGAGGGCAAGAAAUUUCCCGGUACUGGUUUACUUGCCAAAUCAGAAGAGCUCCAGUGGCCGCUCCUUGCUGUGGUAGCUUCAUGUUUUGAUGACGUGAAACCUAUAUCUUGCUUGAGCAUAUGGCUGAAAAUUACCGUUGCAAGGGAAGUAUUUGGUAAAUCUCUAAAGAGUAAAGUCGAUGAGCAACUUACUGCAACGGUAGGAGCAGCAGUUGAAGCAACGAAUGUGGAGGCAAGCACUUCACUAGAAGUUCAAUUUGAUCGUAGUAAUCCAAAAAGGCAACGUUGUUCACUGGGCAGUACUGCGGUACUGGAAAAAAAUGAUAAAAAUAUUCAGGAUACCUUUACUGAUAGAAAGUCUUCUCCUAUGAUCUCAAAUUUUGAAAAAACGCGCAUGGAGGCGGCUUCAGGCAUGGCUGCUACAGAAGAUUCUCUUGCAGGAUUGGUGGCACUUCUCUGCGAACAGCAGCUAUUUCUUCCACUUUUACAAUCUUUCGAGCUUUUCACACCAUCUUCAUCUGUUAUUCCCUUCAUACGAUUCCUUCAAGCUUUCGCUCAAAUGCGGCUCACAGAUGCCUCUUCUGAAUUAAGUUCAUUUUCAGCUCUCUUAAAACAAGAGACAAACAAGAACGCAAGGAGUAAAUCGUCCUGGAUUUCUAGAACUGCCGUUGCGACUGCUGAAGCUAUGCUGGAGGCCUGCCCCUCUGUGUAUGAGCGUCGUUGUCUGCUCGAACUUCUCUCAGCGGUAGACUUUUGUGAUUCUGGUAUAGCUGCUUUAAAAUUCAGAAGGUUACUUCGGAAGUUGCAGCUGGUGGAGCCAUCACUUUGUGCAGGGAAAGAAACUGUUGUCAAUGGCCCGAGUCUUGGUGAUGACGAAUUGCUGGCUUCACUGGAAGCAAGUGGUUUUUGGGACGAAGGUCGUAUGUGGGCUCAACAACUUGAUCUCAAAGACCACCGUAUCAGCUCUGCUCUUCACCAUGUAACAGAAACACAGGCGGAAGCCAUGGUGGCAGAAUGGAAGGAACUGCUGUGGGAUGUACAGACGGAGCGAGCUGCCUUAUGGGGUCACUGUCAAGCAUUGUUCGUUAGACACUCAUUUCCUCCACUAAAGGCGGGCACAUUUUUCCUUAAGCAUGCUGAUGCUGUUGAGAAUGAGGUCUCUAAACUGGAGUUGCAGAGCAUUUUGGUACUAGCAUUUCAGUGGCUCAGUGGCUCUUUCACUAACUCAUCACCAGUUUAUCCAAUACACCUACUGCAUGAGCUUGAGAUACGUAUUUGGCUCCUCGCGGUAGAGGCAGAAGUGGGGAUGCAGAAUAGCACGGACGAAGACUCAGUGGAUAGACCCGCCGGCGAACAUACCAGUACAAUUACGUCAACGAGUCCAGUCGAUAGAACUGCCGAAACGGUGUCAAUGGUUGAUUUGCACUUGAGGAAUAUGAGCUUAAAGAAUCGUAAAGAACAUUCAUCUAACGUUAGAGAUAACUCUUCCUCAAGUAGACGUGGGCACUCCUCUUCCCCGCAUAAAGUUAGACGGAAGCUGAAGCAUUCGAAACAUACAGCUUCAACUGCUGAUAUACUACAUGGAACUGCCCCCAAGCCUAAGUUGGCUGACAAUCAAGUUGAUAAACUUUCUCAGUUAGCCUUUGGAGAGACUCAGAGCCUUAAAGGAAGGACUGGCAGUCUAUCAUCUGCGGGAAGCUCUAAUGACUUGGACUCUCUGAAUCAGGGUGAAGUGCUUGGAAGUAGUGUUAAUCAACGGGAUGGCAGCUUCCAAUUAGGUAUUCAAUGCGGCAGCUGGGAAGAGCGCAUUGGAGAAGGAGAGGUGGAUAGGGCAGUUCUGGCUCUUGUAGAAGUGGGGCAAGUUGCUGCAGCUAAGCAACUUCAGCAAAAGUUGUCACCUGAGUACGUGCCUUUAGAGUUACUACUUGUGGAGGAUGCUAAGAAGAUUGCCAGUAUUUCAGAACCUGAUGCGGAUGAAUCUUUUAUUUGGGGUGUCCUUCAUCCACGAGUUGUCGCUGUUCUCAGUAACGUAAACUUUGCGAGCACCACGUCAUCUAGUAUUCUUACGCAGAUUCUAAAUGCAUGUGCGGAAGUUUGCCGCGAAGGUUGCGGUCGAGGUUUGUGUCAACGAAUUGCAGCAAUAGCUCAUAUAUCUAAACACUUAGACUUACAAUUCACGGAGGCUUUUGAGAAACAUCCAGUAGAUCUUCUGCAACUCCUAUCUUUUAAAGGCCACGAAGCUCUCAAGGAAGCAACUUUACUUGUGUCCACUCAUUCCAUGGCAGCCCCUGCCAUAGCUCGGGUUCUCUCGGAAACAUUUUACAAGGGCCUUGCUGCAGCAUAUCGUGGUGGCUACUCGGAAAUUACACAGUCGGAUGAGGGGCCUGGACCAUUGCUUUGGAGGGUCUCUGAUUUCAAGCAAUGGGCCCAACUUUGUCCAUCAGAGUCCGAAAUUGGGCAUGCACUUAUGCGCCUAGUAAUCAGUUCCCGUGACUUACUGCAUCCCUGUGAGGUGGAGCUUUUAAUCUUAGCGUUCCAGUAUUACGUUUCCUCCGAAUGUCUCGAUGGUCUCGAUGUAUUAGUGGGCUUCGCCGCAACACGUGUCGACUCCUACAAUUCAGAAGCAGACUUUGCGUCUCUUACACGUCUGGUAGUAGGGCUACACAGUCUCCCGGCCUUGCGUUUCAUACUCGAUAUCUUGGUAGAAAAUGGUCAGCUAGAGCUGCUAUUACAAAAGACAACAUGGCUUGAUUUCGUUGACGCGGAUAGAGCAGCAAGAUGUGCAGUGCAAGGAUUCCACAUGGGCAUUCUUUCAGCUCUGAACCACUUCAGUACUUUCGAUCAGGAUGCCUUCGCAAUGGUAUAUGCUCAGUUCAAUAUGACGUACGAGAAUGCGGCUUUGCUAAAAAAACGUGCUCAACGGGGAGUUGAGUGGUGGGUGAAACACCCACAUCCUGAGUCGAGCGAAGAGCUGCUAGACACAAUGCGCUUGUUCGUGGAGGCAGCUGAUCUCUACUUGACUGAGGAAGCAGGCAACAGCACGAGCUGGUGUUGUGCCCAAGCGUCCAUGAUAUCUCUCCAGCUUCGAAUGCCAGAAUUGAUGUGGCUGAACCUGACGGAGACAAAUGCCAGACGUUUACUCGUUGACCAACCGCGCUUCGCUGAGGCAUUGAUCGUCGCCGAAGCUUAUGACCUCAAUCAGUCCACAGAAUGGGUGCCCGUCUUAUGGAAUCAAAUGCUGCAGUCCAGCAGGAUUGACCAAUUUCUGAACGAUUUUGUAGAUAUUCUUCCCUUACCAGCUACGAUGCUCCUGGAGUUGGCUCGUUUUUAUCGUGCAGAGAUUUCAGCACGGGGGUACCAGCUGGACUUCACAAAAUGGCUCACUCCUGGGGCAGUACCAAUGGAGCUAUCGAGACACUUGGGAAAAUCAAUGCGAGCUCUCCUGAAACAGGUUUCCAACUUGAGCGUUCGAUUACAACUCGCCACGCUUGCGACAGGAUUCGCCGACGUAGUGGACUCGUGUAUGCAAUUGCUUGACCGAGUGCCUGAAACAGCUGGCCCUCUUAUUCUUCGCAAGGGCCACGGAGGCGCCUACAUUCCUCUCAUGUAAUGCAACUGCCAACAAAGAUGUGUUCCACUUCAUUUGAGUCGUAUCCAAGCGACCAUCACCCCCCAUGAUAAUCAGCUUUCAUGCUUUCUGGGCUACAACUUCGAGUAGUCAUCGAAUCAGAAGGCCUGAACUUUUACAAGGCUAAAUAGGUGUACAUGCCGUAGGGUUGCAGCAAACGUGCAAAGUGGGUCUCAUUUCUGUAGAAACAAUGCCACUCUCCGCACUAGGUGUUGCGGAUUAACAGGUACUAUUUUUAACUCGCACAUAAGGGUCACAGGACCCAUGUAGAAGAGCAGGUUGGUAUUAGUAAGCCCUUAGAACACCAGCGCAAGUUAUGAGUCAAUUCGUUCAUGGAAAUUUUGUCUUACAAAUUAAAGAUCAAGCACUGACGUUGACCCUGGUGACUUUUUAUGUUCAAACCUAGUCUGUAACAUGAUCUUGUCUCUUCAACCUAGUAAAUAUCAAAUCUUUUGGUGCUGGCUUCUUCAUUUUA
Physcomitrium patens is the source of this 11661-nucleotide messenger RNA. RefSeq lists its product as uncharacterized. Gene Ontology annotation, cellular component: cytoplasm. Lineage: Eukaryota; Viridiplantae; Streptophyta; Bryopsida; Funariales; Funariaceae. The record is from RefSeq and is a predicted model, not a curated record.